AUGAGUGGCGAUACAAGAUUGAAAAAGAAGCGGAGAGGCGGCCCGCGCAGUAGAACAGCGCCACCUGCAAACGCCGUCACACUCGCUGCGAUGAGAAAAGGCCAGACACGGAUGAAUGAUCUUGACCUGCCUGAAGACACUUUGUCAAGUCAGAACUACAUACCUGCUAAUGGUGUCACGACAGCAGGUUCCGACGAAGCGAACGGUCCGAAGAAGGUACGCUUGACACCAGAAAGCGCCUUUUUACUCCAGACCUAUGUACGCACCGUCGCAACAUGGAUGGAUAUCUUUGAUCAUGCCAGCACCUUCCAGCACAAAAUCCCACAGCUAGUCCUCAGAUCGCCGCUUCUGUUUCACUGUGUAUGCGCCUUUACCGCCAACUAUCUAGCCCUUUCCAAUUCGAGCCAUGAUCCUUCUUGGCAAGUCACAGCUUCCAAGCAUUAUGGCGAAUCGUUGCGCCUACUCAUAGAAGCUUUGAGCAUGCCUUCGCACGAACAUGCGCUUACCGCAAGUAUGCUGCUCUUGAGCUACGAAAUCCACGGAGCUUUGCGCUCUGAAGACUAUCGGCGACACUUCCUAGGCCUGACAGUACUAAUCAAAUCACGACAUGUUACCGCACAGUCAAGCGGCACUGAUCUGGCCAACUUCUGGAUCUAUAUCCGACACGAGAUCGUUGUAGCUAUGGCUAGCGAGCAGCCUCUGGUACUAGACCCUGCAGAAUGGGAGGUGUCCUGGGUAGAGGGUGAGACUAGAGAAGAUAUUUUGGGAAAUCACAUGCUUUGGAUAUUAGCGCGAGUUCUCAAUCUCAUUUUUGGACCAGAUGGACGAACUGAAGCAGGUAAAGAGCAGCGCCAAAGCUUCCUGCACGAGAUCGAAAUGUGGCGAAGGGGGCUUUCUGACACGUUUGUUGGUAUUUCAUAUGGGGAGAAAGACGAAGAUGGCUUUGGCAAAGUAUACUUCCCAGUGGCGGCCGCAGCCGCCACAGCGUUUUGGUAUCACAUAACACAUAUUCUGCUCUAUGCAGAGCCAGAGCUUCAAGACGAGGCAUACAUUCCCCUGAUCCAGGAACAGGCUAUGGAGAUUACCGACAUAGCAAUAUCAGAUUUCCCCCCAUCGCUGAUGGUAUUCUCUACGCAUGGUCUGUUCUAUGGUACGUAUUCAUUCUUCCGGCUGCACAUAGUCAAACCAUCUUACGAUCACAACGAAACGGUCACUGAAACGUUCUAG
This is a messenger RNA of Alternaria viburni, 1227 nucleotides long. RefSeq lists its product as uncharacterized. The coding region runs from base 1 to 1227 and encodes 408 amino acids. The record is from RefSeq and is a predicted model, not a curated record. NCBI's taxonomy places the organism in Eukaryota, Fungi, Ascomycota, Dothideomycetes, Pleosporales, Pleosporaceae. Gene Ontology annotation, biological process: positive regulation of transcription by RNA polymerase II. Gene Ontology annotation, molecular function: transcription cis-regulatory region binding; DNA-binding transcription factor activity. The transcript has 4 exons. Gene Ontology annotation, cellular component: nucleus.